This is a messenger RNA of Paramecium primaurelia, 2155 nucleotides long. The record is from the annotation of a GenBank genome assembly. Lineage: Eukaryota; Ciliophora; Oligohymenophorea; Peniculida; Parameciidae.
AUGCCACCUAAAUAAUAGAGAGUUGCUCUUAAAAGGCCAUAGAUUGUAAUUAUUUUGAGUUUGUACAGUAGAAAAAAUAAGCCAAAUAAGUGAAUCAAAAUUUAAAUCAAUAAGACCCAGAACCAGAUGGAGAUGAAUCAGAGUACUAAAAUGAAGUUUUGAAAUAUAUUAAUAUUAUUAGAGAGAGAAAGAGAGACCUUAAUUAACUGAGAAAGAACUUAAUGAAGAUAUGCCAUCUAAAAUGCUUAUACCCAAUAAUCCUUAAGCACCAAAAAAUAUUACUUAAUAUGAUUAUUUAUAAAGAAAGGUAACUACCCAACUUAUGGAUAGUAUAAAACUGAUGAAUUGGUGGAAUAAAUGAUUAUUCAUUUCAGAAUGGAUGGAGAAAUUAUUCACAAAGACUCUAAUGAGGCUAGAAUCCAGGAGGAAUUAUGGGAUACAAAAUCAGCAUUGAUUAAGGAAGCUUAAAGAAAUUAAGAAAUGGAAGAUCCUGGAGCAUCUAAAGAUAUAGAUGCAAUCAAAUAGACAAUGAGAAAUAAGUUUAAUUAUAAUGCCAGAGAAGCUUAGACUGAUGGAAGAGUAAUUAGAGAAAGAGGUGUUUCAACUGAGCCUCCUCCAAGUGAUACAUUAAAAGGAUAAAUUACAUAAUGGGAGAUAUUUGAUGCUUACAUUUAGAAUAAGGCUAAAGAGGAGAAUUAAAAGAAAAAGGAUCAUACUUCAGACAAUACAGUUUAUAAACCAUCAUUUAAAAGAUGCUUAAAAAUAAUGGAAAGAACUGUUGUUCAUAAUGAUUAGAAAGAGAAAUACAAUGAUUAUAAAUACUAUUGGAAUUAAGGGGAAGUAGUUGAAACAUCAAAAAAUGAAGGGUAAUUAUUAAUUAAAAUAAAAUAAGACAUUUAUUACCAAUUUGGAAGUUUUCAAAUGAGAAAUAGAAGAAAAAACAUGUAACGUCUUUGUGUUGGAAUCCUAGAUAUAUGGAUUUAUUUGCUGUUAGUUUUGGUAGCUAUGAAUUUUCAAAAUAAAGAAUGGGUCUUAUAUGUUUAUAUUCUCUUAAAAAUACAACUCAUCCAGAAUAUGCAUUUACAUGUGAAGCUGGAGUUAUGUGUUUAGAUUUUCAUCCUUAAAGUCCUGCAUUAUUGGCUGUGGGUUUAUAUGAUGGAACAGUUUUAGUUUAUGAUAUUAGAAAUAAACAUAAGAAACCUAUAUAUUAAUCAACAGUAAGAACAUAAAAACAUACAGAUCCAGUAUGGUAAGUAAAGUGGAAUCCAGAUAUUUCAAAGAAUUAUAAUUUCUAUUCAAUUUCAUCUGAUGGUAGAGUAAUGAAUUGGGUUUUAAUGAAAAAUAAAUUAGAACCAGAAGAAGUGAUUAGAUUAAGAUUAGUAGGUAAAAAUGAAGAAGAAAGUACAUUAAUUGGUUUAGCUUGUGGUUUAUGUUUUGAUUUUAAUAAAUUUGAACCUCACAUAUUUUUGGUUGGUACAGAAGAAGGAAAAAUACAUAAAUGUUCUAGAGCAUAUUCUGGAUAAUAUUAGGAAACUUAUAUUGUAAAUUAAUAUGAUUAUAUAAAUAGGGUCAUAAUUUGGCAGUUUAUAAAGUUAAAUGGAAUAAUUUUCAUUCUAGAACUUUCAUAUCAGCAUCAGCAGAUUGGACAGUGAAAAUAUGGGAUUCUAAAAUAUCAUCUUAAAUUAUGAGUUUUGAAUAAGGAAUGUAAGUUGUUGAUGCAAUGUGGGCUCCAUAUAGUUCAACAGGUAUUUAUAAAAGAAAUAAAUACAAUAGUUUUUGCAUGUGCUACUUAAGAUAAAAUAUUUGUUUAUGAUUUGAAUGUUGAUAAAAUUGGAAAACUUGCAGAAUAAAAACCAUCAAAAUAACCUAGAUUAACUAAUAUUGCAUUCAAUUAAAGAGAUCCAAUUAUUUUAGUAGGUGAUACACAUGGUGGUAUAACAUUACUUAAAUUAAGUCCAAAUCUUACAAAAUGUAUAUAAUAUAAAUUUAUGUUUUUAGCUGGUGUCAAAGCAUCCAAUUUUCCUGAUGGAAAAAUUCCCAAAGAUUUAGAAAAUAUGUCAAUGGAGGAAUAUGAAAAAUAAAAGAUGGAAAAUCUAUUAUAAGUAGUUUCAAAAUGGGAAAGAGAGGAUUCUUGAGAAACAAAUUUUAUACACAA